AUCCACUUUACCAUUUCUGAUUAAAUUCACAUCCAAUCCAAUCGAUUCGAAAAAACUAACUCAUCAAGUAAUACCUUGAAAAACUCAUCAAAAAAAACAACCCAUCAUGGCUACUACUCAACCCGAUACCACUACCAUUGUCGAUGAAGGAGGUGCCGAAGAAAUGGUCAUCGAGUCCAACUGGGACCAGGUGGUCGAUAAUUUCGACGCAAUGGAACUCAAAGCCGAACUUCUCCGAGGUAUCUAUGCCUACGGUUUCGAACGACCUUCUGCUAUUCAACAGCGUGCUAUCAUCCCUGUCAUCAAGGGUCACGAUGUCAUUGCCCAAGCUCAAUCUGGAACCGGGAAAACUGCUACAUUCUCAAUCUCCAUCCUUCAGUCUAUUGACGUUAACAUCAAAGCAUGCCAAGCUCUCGUCCUCGCUCCUACCCGUGAGCUGGCUCAACAAAUCCAAAAAGUCUUGGUCGCUCUAGGUGACUACCUCAACAUCGAGUGUUACGCCGCUGUCGGUGGUACAUCCGUUCGAGAGGGAAUGGCCAAGCUACAAGAAGGUGUUCACGUGAUCGUCGGUACACCUGGUCGUGUUUAUGACAUGAUCCAGCGACGAGCUCUCAAGACCGACCACAUCAAGAUCUUCACACUUGAUGAAGCCGAUGAGAUGUUGAGCAGAGGUUUCAAAGACCAGAUCUACGAUGUCUUCCAACUCUUACCUCCUACCACCCAAGUCGUCUUGCUCAGUGCUACUAUGCCUCAAGAUGUCUUGGAGGUCACUUCAAAAUUCAUGAGGGAACCGAUCCGGAUCCUUGUGAAACGUGAUGAGUUGACCUUGGAAGGUAUUAAGCAAUUCUACAUUGCUGUUGAGAAGGAAGAAUGGAAACUCGACACAUUGUGUGACUUGUACGAGACUGUCACCAUCACCCAGGCUGUGAUCUUCUGUAACACCCGUAGAAAAGUUGACUGGCUUCAAGAGAAGCUCACUGGACGGGAGUUCACCGUUUCUUCAAUGCACGGUGACAUGGAACAAGGACAGAGAGAAGUGAUCAUGAAGGAAUUCCGAUCAGGAUCAUCCCGAGUUUUGAUCACCACCGACCUGUUGGCCCGUGGUAUUGAUGUUCAGCAAGUCUCAUUGGUUAUCAACUAUGACUUGCCAGUCUCCAAAGAAAACUACAUCCAUCGUAUCGGUCGUGGUGGACGUUUCGGACGAAAGGGUGUGGCUAUCAACUUCGUGUCUUCUGAAGACGUAGCAGCCCUACGAGAGCUUGAACGAUUUUACAACACUCAAAUUGAUGAGAUGCCACUCAACGUUGCUGAUCUCAUUUAAGGCCUUCGAUUAUCACUACUACCCUGUAUACAGAAAGAAAAGCGGAGCGUACCUCCGUUUUUGUUUUUUGUUCAACUCUAUUUCCUAAAAAAAGUGAUUGUUUAUUGUUUGUUUAUUGUUGUGAGUUAUCAUCAUAAUCUUUUUUGAGAAUUACUUACCCAAGUAAACAAAAACCCAAAAUAAACAAUUGACAACACCCGUCAAAAAUUUUGAAACUUCAAUCUUGAAGAGGUUUUACUUUUCUCGUAUAUUGCAUUUCGACGAAAAAUUUUUGAUGUCUUCCAGUUUUUUUGAUGUUUGUUUGCUUCUUUGAUUACCUUUUUUCAUAUUCUUCUUUUCCUUCAUCUUUUUAUUUACUUACCAACACAAUACCGAACUUGAAAAGGGUUUCUUUUUUUAGUUGGUUGAUUUUCAAAUCUCCUAAUAUAUAGACGUGAUGAAAAAAGAAAAGAGGUUGUUUCUUUUGGUUUUUGUUUCCCUUGGUUUCAUCUUUUUUUUGGAUUUAGUUUAGAUGUUAAACUUUAAAAAACCCUUUAGCUAGAUGAAAAAUUUCAAAAAUUCUUUAACUCUU
Melampsora larici-populina 98AG31 is the source of this 1892-nucleotide messenger RNA. RefSeq lists its product as uncharacterized. The record is from RefSeq and is a predicted model, not a curated record. NCBI's taxonomy places the organism in Eukaryota, Fungi, Basidiomycota, Pucciniomycetes, Pucciniales, Melampsoraceae. The transcript is spliced from 9 exons. The coding region runs from base 107 to 1321 and encodes 404 amino acids. Gene Ontology annotation, molecular function: ATP binding; RNA binding; RNA helicase activity.